Messenger RNA from Mytilus trossulus (common blue mussel), 476 nucleotides. RefSeq lists its product as uncharacterized. The coding region runs from base 39 to 476 and encodes 145 amino acids. The transcript is spliced from 4 exons. NCBI's taxonomy places the organism in Eukaryota, Metazoa, Mollusca, Bivalvia, Mytilida, Mytilidae. The record is from RefSeq and is a predicted model, not a curated record.
UUCGACAAUAGGAUACAACUCAUAUUUAACAUUGAAGGAUGCAGUUUUUAAAGGCACUUUACCUUGUUGUGACAUUUUCGUGUCAAACCUCGGGACAAUGCGUAUUUCCAUGCAGUUAUCAGAAUCGAACGUACAGAUAUGUGGCGACAGGGACUAACACAACGUACGAACAAGCAGUUUUCAGUCCACCUGGGAAUUUAACAAAAGUGAUUACAUAUAUAAAUGGCAUUGAACCUUUAUAUAUCGAGUGUGUACACAGGAGCGGACCAUUUAAUGUUAUAAGGUACUACAAUGGAACCGAUUGGUUAUACAGAUGUAAUAAAGACACUUCUGACGGGCCCGAUCGCGAUGUGAUUGUAGUGCAAACUAACGACUGGGAGACAUUUUCGUUCUAUCCAACCUUGUGUGACGUGUGCAAUGGUCUCGGUUUUAAGAACGUCUUAAGUCUAGUUGGAGUCGGUAAUAUAAUUGAAUAA